Molecule: messenger RNA, 1623 nt
Organism: Closterium sp. NIES-65
Lineage: Eukaryota; Viridiplantae; Streptophyta; Zygnematophyceae; Desmidiales; Closteriaceae
Source: the annotation of a GenBank genome assembly
AUGGCGCGAGCUGCGGCGAGUUCGUACGUGGCGAAGGUGGUGAGGCGCAACCAGACGUCGCUGGCGCGGAUAGAAGCGGGCGUGGAGGCCGUGUGUCGCGGGGUGCGCGCGAUAGAGUCCCGGCUGAGCGGGGAAUGCAGCGACAAGGAGAAUGCGCGUGGCGAGGGCGGGACAGCAGCAGUGGCAGCAGAAGAAGCAGGAGGAGAAGCAGGAACUGGGCCAGGGGCAGGAGCAGAAGCAGGAGCACGAGCAGGAGAAGCAGGAGGAGAGGGAGCAGCAGCAGCAAAGUGCGGGUGGUGGCGUGAGGCGUGCUGGCCUGUGCCGCACAUGCCCUUCUCUGAUGACAUGGCCACGAGCAGGCGCAGGUUCCUGGUGUUCGCGUACUCGCACGAGCAGCUCUCCAACACGCGCUCUCACCUCGUGGAGGCCGCACGCUUCGCCCAAGCCACCAACCGCACGCUCGUGCUGCCCAAGGGCAGUCGCAGCCGCCUCUCACUGGGCGGGGCCCUGCCGCUGUGCGACUACUUCGACCUCGCUAGCAUCGACACGCACUGGAUCUCGCCCGACCUCUUCCUGCUCCUCGCUAGAGCCACUCUCACCCCGCCCUUCGCUGCUGCUGCUGCUGCUGCUGCACGCGGCGCCAGCCCCUCCGUGGCCUUCGUGCAUGUGCAGACGCACCUCACAUGGCGCAUGCCCUUCACUCAAAGCAAAAUUAGCUGUGCAAAUGUCUCAGAGGCUGUGUGUCGUGCUGCGUGGUGGGCAGGGUGUCUGGUGGACAUGCUGAGCGAGCUCAUGGUGUAUGGCAUGGGGCACGCGCCCUCCAAACGCAACACUCUUGACGUCAUCAUGCCUGCCAACAGCUCUGCAAUUCUCCGCAAGUUGAACAAGUGGCGGCACACGGACGUGCUCGUGUGGGUGAAGACCACGUUCGAGCGCGUGAGCUUCAACAUUCCCACAGAUUCCAUCUCCUUCCAGAUGCUUCCGUACAGCAAGGAGUGGCACGCCAUGGCACAUCGAGCCAUGGCCCACCUGCCUCCCCGGUACAUUGCGGUGCAUUACCGAUCCGAGUUCAUCGCCUUCCACCUCGCACAUAAGCUAGUGAGGAGGGGGUUCAAGGUGGAGGCGGGCGUGCUGGAGGAGCUCAUGUCGGGGUGCAUGGAGGCAGCGCGCGACCUCAUCAACGCCAUGAAGCGCCGCCACAACAUCUCCGCCGUAUUCAUCGCCGCCGACGUGCCAUUUGACGACCACGCGGGCAGCCUCGUGCGCUCCGACUCGUGGAAAGAAACCACGUGGCGGUUCCAAGGGCAGGAGCGGGUGCUGGCGGCCCCGCAGGAGAAGCUGCGGUGGCUGAGGGAGCAGGUGGCGGGCACAGUGAUGGUGGACGAGCUCAUGCCUCAUAUCAACCGCUACGACCCCGGCAUUGUGGCCAUAUUGGACAAGCUGCUGUGUGCGCAUGCGCACGUGUUCCUGGCUGGGUCUACCACAUGCGGGGGGGGGCGUGGGUUUGAGGAGGACAUCAUCAGCCACAGGCAUCACUUCAACAGGACCUCCCCCCACAGAUGGGUUUCAGAGACAGACAAGCGUCUAUGGCACUUGAACAGCAGCUCUGCAGGUGCAGGGUGA